This is a messenger RNA of Exophiala viscosa, 1146 nucleotides long. RefSeq lists its product as uncharacterized. The transcript has 2 exons. The coding region runs from base 326 to 901 and encodes 191 amino acids. Lineage: Eukaryota; Fungi; Ascomycota; Eurotiomycetes; Chaetothyriales; Herpotrichiellaceae. The record is from RefSeq and is a predicted model, not a curated record.
GGUAGUCGAGGCUGCUGCCGUCAUUUCUACAUGGUUUAAUCGCUAGUGAGGCAACACACUCCUUGCCUUGGGUAAUUUACUCGGGUCAUUCCGAACUGCUAGAUACCGUUACCCUACAUUCCUUCUCUCGACACUGACUUUCCAGCACGACAGCAAAGAACGACGGUUUUGCACCAGGGAUGAUUGAUUGAUACCCUCACAGCUCGGCGGUCCGUCUUGACGUCUUCAACACCUUGAACAGCUUACAUCGGGGAUAAGGCUUGCGUCAAUCACGAUCGACGCUCAAUGCAGCUACAUAUCAAACAACCACUGCUCCGACAACGAGAUGGCCGAAGCCACGCAGCGUGAGCUGCCUCCCGUGCGCCAUAGUCUAUCAAACCCGUCCGACCAGGAGGCACUUGAGUUGGACCAAAGCCAGGAUCAACCUUUUUCCACUCUCCCAGUCACAAUCACAGACAGGCGCACUCCGAGAAUUGUACGGUGGUGGAGAAGUCAUGUCUCUCUAGGUGUUCCUCAUGCGAAGUGCCGUGAUCACUUGGCAAAUGAAAGGACAUUCCUGGGUUAUCUUCGUACUGGCCAGGCGUUCGCCAUCCUAGGGGUCAUCAUAGCGCAACUGAUGCAACUUCAACAUAGCCUGCAUCCCAAUCCGGUUCUUGGCUUCUUUGUCGUCAGUGUGCCAUUAUCGUCGGUGUGCCAUGGGUCCGCUAUCCUCAUUUCUAUCCUUGGAGCUAGUCGUUUCUUUCACUGGCAACAGGAGAUGUCUCGGGGUUAUGCUCUUUUCGGUGGAUGGGAGCUCCAUUCUGUGGCAGUACUAACUACCCUGGUAUGUAGUGGCAGGCAGGCUAGGGUGUACGUGUUGACGAGAUUUAGGUUAUCGCAUGCCUAUUCUGUCUCGUGCUAGCUAUCAGCAUCAAGGAAGACUGAUGUGCGUUGCCUUCAUAUCGUCAGGGUUCAACCAGGGCACUUCGGCGGUGCUGCAUUGCAUCACUGUGACGAAGAUGUCCCGCUAUCCUCCUAUGCAACAUAGCUUCCGUAGAAGUUGGGUUCCGAUGCAUGCCGGCAAGCAAGAAAGCUAGAUUUCUUUGGUGAAGUGCAGUGAAUGGGCGAGUGGAGUUGGGCUCGCUUGACAUUUGCGUCCGGCGACGG